Betta splendens (Siamese fighting fish) is the source of this 2850-nucleotide messenger RNA. RefSeq names its product DNA ligase 1-like. Lineage: Eukaryota; Metazoa; Chordata; Actinopteri; Anabantiformes; Osphronemidae. The coding region runs from base 251 to 2455 and encodes 734 amino acids. Gene Ontology annotation, molecular function: protein binding. The record is from RefSeq and is a predicted model, not a curated record. The transcript is spliced from 16 exons.
ACAAUUAGAUAAAAACACAGUUAAUGUCACACUUGUGUUCGUAAAGUUGUCAGUGCUGGUAAGAAAGCAAAUUAUAACCUGUUAAAUGACAUAAUAAAUUUAAUUAGUCAAGUUCGCAGGUGGAAGCUAAACGUUUGUUUAUAGUUACAUAUAUGUACUUUAUAUUAUAUUCCAGUGUAUAGAUUUAUUUUAUUUCUAUUUUCUUUAUUUUGAAUCUUGUACCGAUUUAAGAGAUUGUGUUUAACUUGACAUGAGAGAAAAAGUCAAACGGAGCGUCAUCACACUAGACUUGGUUCUAGCGUGGUGUCGUUUAACGCACUCCUGUUGUGUGACCGCGACCUGUAACCGAGCAGCACCGGGCUCAGUGACCGCUGACUGGGCCGCCGGACACCGGGGCCUCUGCCAGGUUGUCGUCAUGCAGAUGCAAACAAGUCAAGUCGUUGGAGACAUGGCUUCGGAGGAGGACGACGCGCUGCUCUUCCUCAUCUACCAACACCUCAAGGUCCACGGCUUCCACAAAGCGGCCAAGGUGCUGGAGGAGCACGUCACUCAGGUGGAGACACCGGAGGAGAGGUCCAACCUACAGGACAUCUACACGGGCUGGGUCAAACUGUGCUCUUUGGCUCAACACGCCAAACAGGAAACAGAAGAUUCCACUUCCUCAAAGGUGAAGAGCAUCAAACAAGAACCUGCCACCAGAGAAGAAGAGUGUGCCGACGUGAAACCCUCCAGCACCAUAGAAGAAGAGGACAACAAGCCUUCAAUUGAGGCAGAUGGUGUGGUGUCGACGCCACCAGAGCCUCCGUCUGUGGGGGAGGAAGCUGAACCCGCCUCUGAGCAGCAGCAGCAGAUGGACCCUGCAGGUGGAGGCGUCACGGCUGAUCCAGACGAGGACCGGGCCGGCUCCUCGGACCGGGCCGAGGAGGACGGCGCUGAGCAGGAGCUAGUCCCAGCUGAAGCGGCUGCAGAGGAACCUUCCAGAGCAGGAAGCUGCGGAUUGGACCCGUCGGACGUGGUUGAAUCCGGCCAGAUGGAGGAUCAGCAGCAGAGCCCGGAACCAGACGGGAGGAGGGAGGACGAUGAAGCAGUGCAGGAGUCAGAAGAAACCACAGAUGAGGCGUCGGGUCCGGAGCAGACGGAGCCCACUGCUCUCUGCCCUGAGGUGGCUGCUGUUCACACACCCUUCAGCGAAUCCCAGCUUGUCUUGGAGGACGACCCGGUGGAGCUCGGCACCCUGGACCCCACGGCUCAGAAGACCAAUGACCAGGCCGCUGAGAGUGAAGCCCCGCCCACCGCAGAGUCUGAAAGUGGGUGUGAUGAAGGGCAGCAGGAGGAGGAGGAGGAAGAGCAGGAUUCCCAGGGCACUGACGUCGCUUCAGGGCUGAAGCCUGAGGAGCCGAGGGACGACCUGCAAACAGAAAAUGUGACGGUGUCAGCUGCUGAGGAGCCAGAAGACGUUAACAUUGAGCACGGGAAAACAGCCGAGGACGAAACCCGCCAGCUGCUCCCAGAGGAGCCUGCCGAGUCCUGUGAAGAGGGCAAAAUACCAAAGAAGAAGAAAAAGAAGAGAAAGAAGGAAAGAGAAACAGCAGCUGAAGACACGUCCACCUUAGACGCACUCAGCACCACCUCCAGGAGGCAGGAGGACGCGCCUCAGGCUGCUCCUCCAAAGAAAGCCAAGAAGAGAAAGAGGGAGAGAGAAGCAGAGGAGGACGAGGAGCCUCCCACCAGCCCUGCACAAAAUAUAACUAAGAAAAAGAAGAAGAAGGUUAAAGAUGUGGAGCAACCUGAGCGUUCAGCUGAGAAGAAAAGGAAGAAAAAACAAAAGAACAGGGAGAGAAAGAUGCAGGUCGACAAAGGACCAGUAGAGGGCGAUGAAGACACGGAGAAGGAGCUGGACACCACAGACGUCACACCUCAGUCCUGCACCAAAAAGAAACAUCGUCUCAGGAAGAAGCUCAGCCUGAAGAAAAGGCUGAAGCUCUACAUGCAAGAGGGGAGGAAGAGGAGGAGGAAGAUAAAGAUCAACGACCUCCCUGCAGCACAGACAGAAACGACGCACAGGAAAAAACAAAAGAAGACCCAAGAGGCAACUGAGGAGACAACUAUACCAAAACCAGCAAAAAAAGCCAAACCUGAGCCGACUGAGGACGCACCAACGAAGAAGACGAGGUCUGACCCAGAGGAGAACUCGUCCAAGGAAAACAAGCCUCCAAAGAAGAAGAAGCUGAAAGAGGCAGAUGAAAGCGGAGUGGUGAGCGACCUGAGCCAUCAGUCUCCUGACGUUUCCUCAUCCCCGCUGCCAAACAAACGAGAGAAGAGGAGGAAGAAAACAAAGAGCCAAGAUUCCCCGCCAAAGAAGAAGAAGAACAGAAUUAAGGAGGAACCGGUUCCAGACGCUUCUCCUCCUGCUACGAAAAAGAAAUCCUCCAAGAGGAAGAUGUUUGCUGACUGACCCUGGAACUAACUGCGGUUGAAGCCUCAACAGAACCGGUUGUUUCCACUCGUUCAAGUUUGAGGACGUUGCUGUUCAGGAUUUGAUGCCAACCUGGGUUCUUUCCACAACAAACCACUUCUGCCUCUAAAAAUCUGUACGACCAGCUCUCCACUCCAGCUUUCCUCUGCUGGACAAUGAAUGAGAUGUGGAACGAUAGACAACGGGUCAAGUUCGAGCAACAACUUUACAUCCUCAGUGACUUUGUAGUAAAAUCAGUCUGUCAGUUCUAUCAAUGUUCCUGUGUUUCACUGAUCCAUGAACUGUUAACUAUGCACCUGGUCUGGGUUGUUGUUGGACCUUCUUUGUUUUGUGUUUCUGACACUGAACUAGUAAAUAAAUGUACCUCUGCUUUA